AUGCACUUCUACCAGAAUGCCUAUCUCGCUGCUGCGACGGUAUGCACCCUCAUCUCCCCGUGCCUCAGCACUCCCGUCCAACCGCCUAUCACAAACACAUCAGCACUCCCACUACACUACGGCCUCGUCAUCUUCCCCCACUUCCAAGCCCUCGACAUCUUCGGCCCCAUGGACCUUAUCAACUCACUCUUCAUGACCUACCGCAACAAAACACAAGAACCCCAUCUCUCCAUCCUCAGUCGAACCCUGGAUCCUGUAUCCUCUUCCAUGAUGCCCGGCGGCUUCGGCGAAGCAAUCAUGCCAACAAACACGUUUAAACAGUACCUAUCAGCCCACGCACCUUCCAACAAUACCGCCAACACGUCUGUCGACGGCAAGCCCAACAUCGACGUCCUGAUUGUACCCGGCGGCGGCGGCACCCGCAACGACAUGAGCGAGGAAAUCGCCUUUAUAGCCGCCACGUUCCCGCGCCUCAAGUACAUCAUUUCCAUCUGCACGGGCGCCUCGCUGCUGUCGCGCGCAGGCGUCCUGCAAGGUCGCCGUGCAACCACCAACAAGCGGAGCUGGGCGUGGGCGACCUCGCACGGCGAAAACAUCACGUGGAUCCCGACUGCGCGCUGGGUUCAGGACGGCAAUGUGUGGUCCAGUAGCGGGGUGUCGGCGGGUAUAGAUGCCAUGUAUGCGUUUGUUGGCAACGUGUAUGGUAAGGACGUGUCUACCUUUAUGAGUCUGAACCUCGAGUAUACGAGGGAGUUGCACUGGGAUGCGGAUCCGUUUGCGGCGGUUUGGGAUGUCCCCGGUGCGAAGUAG
Bipolaris oryzae ATCC 44560 is the source of this 810-nucleotide messenger RNA. RefSeq lists its product as uncharacterized. The coding region runs from base 1 to 810 and encodes 269 amino acids. The transcript has a single exon. Lineage: Eukaryota; Fungi; Ascomycota; Dothideomycetes; Pleosporales; Pleosporaceae. The record is from RefSeq and is a predicted model, not a curated record.